Hymenoscyphus albidus is the source of this 1342-nucleotide messenger RNA. NCBI's taxonomy places the organism in Eukaryota, Fungi, Ascomycota, Leotiomycetes, Helotiales, Helotiaceae. The record is from the annotation of a GenBank genome assembly.
UGAUCUUCUAUUGAGUUUUCAUGAAAUUUAGAUUCAUUUCAAGCUUCAUAGAUAGGAUUCUCCUAAAUCAUCAGCAUUGACUUGACUUUUGCUCGCUGCUAAGCUCUUGCUAUUUUCGAUACCUCAACGUUGCCUUGAACAACUGUUAGUCCACCCCAGCAAUCUAUCCUUUCACAAUACUUCCAUGAUCCCAUCUCCGAUGGUAGAUGUUAGUUUCACAACUCUCUUGCCAUUGAAUCCAAGACUAAUAACUCCCAGGGACUCUCUGUCUUAUGAUAACGAAAACCCAGAGCCAACAUCAGAAGAUCAAACAACACCAACCCUCGAAACACCCCAUAUCACCAUCAACAAUCCAGAUCCGAAUCCAACCAUCAAAGAAGAAUCAUCCGACACCGAAACCGAGAUGUCUUCCUCCCACCGAUCAUCCCACCAUUCAAGCUCCUCCUCGUCAAAAGGAAAACACCACUCCUCUUCCUCGUCAUCCAAAUCCAAGUCCCAAGACAGGGACGACUGGUCCGAGAUCACGGACCCUGAAGAGAGAAGACGCGUUCAGAAUCGAAUCGCACAGAGAAAGUUCCGUAAGCAUUUCCCCUCAAGCAAACAUCUCAAAUCCAUCUAACCAUCAAAAUCAGGAGACAAAGCCAAAGAUGCAAAAGAGCGCGAGGAAAGAGAUGCCGAGAAUCGAGCACAUGCAGGACAUUCAUACCAUACUCCUGAUCCCCACGAGAUGGGAGGGAAUGACGAUCCCUCUGGACUACCAUGGGGAUCGCUCUCGCUAAAGCACGUCGUUGCGAAGGGACGAGCUAGAGGCUCGGAUUCGUACCGUGGAGGAUCGAGCAGAGAUAAGGAAGUCAGUGGGGGGAGUGGGAGUGGAGGGUAUGAUUCACAACAACCGGUUUAUGAUGAGAGAGAUGCGUAUUAUGGCCAGAACCCUACUUACUACGAUUAUGGGAGUGGUAGUGGGAGUGGAUACUCCAGAUAGGCUGGGAAUAUGAUCCAGACGACGACUAAGUGUGUAGAGAGAUGUGAUAUUCGCUUGUUCUUGAUGAUUUUACGGCCUUGUUCAAUUCCUCUCUUGAUAGAUUUUCAGCGCGGUCUUCAGGCUUGGUUCGGGGAUAGAUUUCAUGCUAUUUGCUUGUUUUAGCGAGCGCAAGCGCAAGGGAUUUUCAAGUUUCUUGAGGAGGAUAUGUUCAGGCUGGAGUUGCUUGUUGUUUUGGUUCGGAUGACCCCCUUUCAGUUUCUGGUCGAAACUUUCACUUACGGAGUUUGUCUACCUAUGCCUCUCUUAUUCUUUUUUGGUGGGGGAUAAUACUUGUAUCGCUUAGUGGGUUUGGUUUUUGAG